Messenger RNA from Scatophagus argus, 2600 nucleotides. It is a transcript of the gene stxbp6l, whose product is annotated as syntaxin binding protein 6 (amisyn), like. NCBI's taxonomy places the organism in Eukaryota, Metazoa, Chordata, Actinopteri, Scatophagidae. Bases 990 to 1871 code for a protein of 293 amino acids. The record is from RefSeq and is a predicted model, not a curated record. The transcript has 7 exons.
AAUAUUAUUACUGUCUGUGUAAAGUAAGGCCUUUUUGAUUAUACCACUAUCUGCAAUACUCCUCCUGCCCCAAGGCCAAAUAUCAGCUAAAAAGAUUCUUUGACUGGCUUUUACCUGCUGGGCUUUGCUCAACACCACCCUGUCACCGUCAUCAUGGAGCUUGUGUAUUCUUAACCUGUAAAGGCAUAGUGGUAGCUUUCCUACAACCCAGUUUGCUGCUGUGGCAUAACAGACGUUAGAAAAGGACAGGACAAGUCAACAGACUGGACAAUUAAAUCAAAGUGAUUAAUCUUUACUGAUGAUGUAAAAAAAGGUUUUAGUAAUAUCUAUUAUGUAAUUUCAAUUAAAAUCUUACAGAAAUAUAUUAGAUACUGAAUGUUCAGAUUUGAUAAAUCAUAAAUUAAUUAGUUUUCUGAAGCCCCUGUCUGAUUAAAUGCUGAUUAAAGACAAGUAACUGGUUGUCCACUCAUUCAGACCAAAGCAACAGUCAAUAUUAUAUUUUAGGCUAUAAAUUGUUAUCAUGCUGAGAUUAAAUAAAUAUUUUGGAUCUCAUAGUUAUGUUAUAUAUUUUUCCUGUAUUUUUCUAUGCAAUUUCAUAAUAUCUUUAGCAAUUUGAGUCUCCACAGAACACAAGCAGAUGUCCACCACUCCAGCUGGUGCCACCUCUGUCCAUGCAGUCAUCAGCCCUGGCUCUGUCUGUGAGACAGCUGGUCACUGUUCUCUCACUAGCAGCCUGUAACCACGUGCAUGUCAACCUCUUGAAAUGGGAUGGACUGUGGUUUAUUUGUGCCUUCACAGCAAGGCACGCCAUUUGGUGCGUGUGGGUAUAAAUUCAUGACCCAGUCCUGGGAAAUGUUUAAUUAAUCCAACAGGCUACUAAUUUAACAUUUAAUUUGAACUAAUAAGACUCACUGUACUAGAAACCAAGCAACAGGCUUCUGGGAGAAGAAAGGGAAAGAAGAACGGGACAAAAAGGUCUCAGGACUACAAUGAACAUUCAGUCUGCCAUCAACAAAGAGGUCUUCAUCCCUCACGAUGAGCGGUUGCUGGUGGCAGUGGAGGUGCAGAGGAGGAAAAGGAAGAGAAUGUCCUUGCUACUUACUGGAGCCAAAGGAGACUACAUCACAUUCAUCUGUAUUUCAGUGACGAAGAGAAGGCCUCAUCAGCUCCUCAUUACAAAGGUGAAGCAAUUUGGUGGCUCCUCUUCUUUCACCAGGAGGUCUCAGUGGACGGUGGAGCAACUUAAACAAGUCAACGGCAUCAACCCCAACAAGGACAGCCCAGAGUUUGACUUGGUGUUUGACAAUACUGUGGACCAGUGGGUCGCCAGUUCAUCAGCAGAAAAGUGUAUCUUUGUCCAGAUCCUGUACCAUGCCUGCCAGACCUAUUGGGAGGGGAAAGCGGGCAGUCUGGGAAAGGCAGGGAAGCUGGACAAAGUGUGUCACCGGAGAACAGAAAGUCUGUCAGAUCACCAUGAGUUGGGAGCUAAUCCCAGCGUCCCCUCACCAAGCUCUGUAUCCAGAACCCUGCAGGCCCGACGAAAGAGCCAUGUUCCACCCAGACAGACAGAGUUCAUCAACUGUCAGUCCAAGCUCACUGGAGAUGCCUGCACUAUGAAUCUGGUCAUCUACCGCUGCAAAGCCUUCUUGAAUCGUAUGAAGAAUAUGAUGGUUGCAAACCAAUCAUCAACAUAUCGAGGCCAACCUGGACAGAAGAGCACUAUGGAUAAUGUAGUUAAGAGAAUGAAUGUGUCUCUGGGAGAGCGUGGAGACAGACUGACUCGUGCUGAGGACAAGACUGUGGUGCUGAUGCACAAAGCCCAGCAGUUGGCAGAUACUGCUCACAAGCUGGCCCUGAAGUAUUCGAAGUAGAGCCUGAUAGAGAAACAAUGGAGUUCUUCAUGAAUUCUGUAACACAGACACUAAGACGGUGUGAUGCAGUCUGGGAAAGUCGAUGCAGCUAACUCCUCAUGAAAGCCUGUUUAUUAGAAGACAACUUGAGAAGAGCAACUCUCAGGCUUUCGACUGUCACUAAAUUGUUUCUUUUAUAUAACUCCAAAAGAACUGGAACUCUAUGUAAAACACAAAUAAAACAGAAUUUUAUCAUUUGCUAACUGUUCUUGACAUAUGAAACCAGUACAAAGACAAUAUAUUUAAUGUUCUACCUCAUCAACUUCAUUGAAAGAAUUUGAUGUCAGCAACACAUUUCAAACCAGUUGGGACAGGGGGCAACAAAAGACUAGGAAAGCUGUGAGAUGUUCAUAAAACACUUGUUUGGAACAUUCCACAAGUAAACGGGUUCAUUGGUAACAGUUAAUAGUGUCAGGAUAGGAUACGAAAGGAGCAUCAUCGAAAUGCUCAGUUGUUCACAAUCAUGUGUUUCAAUAAUGUGAAACACAUGGUUGUAUGUAGGAUACUACCACAAGUUCAAGAACACUUUGUCAGGAAAUACAUACAAUUCCUUCACAAAUGACUGCAUUCUGUUUUUAUUCACAUUUUACACAAUGUCCCAACUUUUUUGGAUCAGAGAUAACCAAAUAGUUGUGAUUUUCCAUCUCUGUUACAGUUUGAGGAUCAUGUCCACUGUGUUCAGUUUGAAUG